AUGCGUGCUUUCGUCCGCCCCUCUUCCACCGCCGCCUCGCCCUCGCCGAUUCUCUCCCGUCUCCGUGAAGACAUGAAGACGGCCAUGCGCGCCAAGGACUCGGCCCGGCUUACCGUCGUUCGCAGCGUCCUGAACGACAUCACGAAUGCUUCCAAGACCGACAAGCCCAUCUCUGAUGACAUGCUCCUGCGCUCUCUGCUGCUGAAGAAGAUCAACCAGUCCAAGGAUGCCGCGCAGCAGUUCCGCGACGCCAAGCGCGAGGACUUGGCGGAGAAGGAAGAUAGCAGCGCGAACGUGAUGAAGGAUUACGUCAGUGAGAUCGAGGAGGCAGCUGGAGGUGUCGUGGCUGCGGAUGAGCUGCAGCGCGCCGUCAAAGAGACGAUUGAGAACUGGCAGGACGGAAAGCCUGUUGUUGGCAAGGUUCUUGCAAAGAUCACCGGAGCCGGCGGCGUGCUUGACGGUCGGCUGGUGGAGAAGAGUGAUCUCGUCAAGGCUAUCAAGGAGGCAUUGCCCAAAUAA
Lasiodiplodia theobromae is the source of this 519-nucleotide messenger RNA. Its product is annotated as Aspartyl glutamyl-tRNA amidotransferase. Gene Ontology annotation, cellular component: mitochondrion. Bases 1 to 519 code for a protein of 172 amino acids. The record is from RefSeq and is a predicted model, not a curated record. Lineage: Eukaryota; Fungi; Ascomycota; Dothideomycetes; Botryosphaeriales; Botryosphaeriaceae. Gene Ontology annotation, molecular function: carbon-nitrogen ligase activity, with glutamine as amido-N-donor. The transcript has a single exon.